UGUGACACCGGCUUUGGUCACAGACUUGUGUUAAGUCUUAACGAACGCGGUUUUAGAGUCUACGCGACCGUCAUAUCUGAGUCCAGUCCUGGCGCUCAAGAUUUGAAAAAUAAAGCCUAUUUUCCGGACAGAAUGCAUGUACUGGCUAUGGAUGUGACCAAAGACAAACACGUUCAAAAAGCGGUCGACCAUGUUAAACUACAUCUAAAUGAAAAGGGCCAGGGUGAUUGCUUGUGGGCCAUUGUGAACAACGCCGGUAUAUGCAAUGAGGGGCCCAUUGAGUGGGGAAAUGUCAAAACAUAUGAACAGGUAUUUGCUGUGAAUAUGUUUGGUGUGAUUCGCGUGACCAGAGCUUUCCUACCACUUAUCCGGGCCUCAAAGGGUCGAAUAGUAAAUGUGGUCAGUAUAAUGGGCCGCAUAUCCAUGAGUCCUAUCGGGUGGUACUGUAUGUCCAAACACGCGGUCAUUGCUUUCUCGGACACACUUAGGCGUGAAAUGCGUUCAUUUGGUGUACGGGUGGCCACUAUUGAGCCCUCAGGGUUUUGCACCGGUAUUUCUAAUGAACAAAGUAGAGUGACCAACAUAUCUCAAACAUGGAGUCAAACAAGUGCUAACAUACAAGACACAUAUGGUAAUGGUUACAUAGAUGGUUUAAAACAAAUGAUUGUUGAAACCAAUGAUAAUUUACAUUCGUGUAAUAAUAUCGACAUUGUUGUAAACGAUAUGAUAGAUGCCAUACAAAAUGUUGAGCCA
Molecule: messenger RNA, 753 nt
Organism: Medioppia subpectinata
Lineage: Eukaryota; Metazoa; Arthropoda; Arachnida; Sarcoptiformes; Oppiidae
Source: the annotation of a GenBank genome assembly